Molecule: messenger RNA, 879 nt
Organism: Didymodactylos carnosus
Lineage: Eukaryota; Metazoa; Rotifera; Eurotatoria; Philodinida; Philodinidae
Source: the annotation of a GenBank genome assembly
AUGCAUGGGUCUCGCAUAUCGGUGAUGACUUUCAACAUGUGCAAAACGGACGAUUAUCCCAUCAACUGGCCACAUCGUCGUUUGCCGAUUGUUGAAUGUUUGAGGGCAUUUACGCCUGAUAUUCUGUGUAUACAAGAACUGCAUCCAUUAUUGCACGACACUAUCGUGGAAGCGUUACCAAGUCAUGCCUACGUGCAAGAUGAUUUUCUUGGUUGGCAGUUUGAAGGUAACAUCUAUUGGAAUUCGAACACAUUCAAAAUGCUGGAAUACGGAAUCGUUGAUAUCGGCAUAAUGGAACCAUUACGACGUUUGUUCUGGGCACGACUGACGAUCAAAAUAUCCUCGAAUGGAACGGAAGAACAAAGCCAGUCAGACUCUAACCAAUUGCUCGUAGCAACCGCGCAUUACACCUGGGAAGGUCAUUCAGAGGAGCGUAAAACAGACAUCAACUUACGCAAGCAACAAGCACGUCGAACUGUGACUGCUUUGCAAGACUUGACAGCCAAGUUCGGCAAUCCUCAUUUGGCCGUCUUGUUUAUGGGUGAUUUGAAUGAAAAUUAUCAUCCACGGCGCAUUUUGCGUGAAGCUGGUUUUGUCGACUGUUUUGCGGAGUUGCGGUUGCCUACUCCGAUCACCCAUCCUCAACGACCUAGCGAACCUAAAGAAGACAUUCAAGUGAAUACAACAUUGGAUUGGAUAAUGCAAAACAAAUAUGCACGUCCUAUCUUAGCGAACGCACUACGAAAUCUUUUUUGUACCGGAGGAUAUUCCGUGUCAGACCAUUGUCCCGUGAUGUGUGUUUAUGAAAUUGGUGCAGGGCCAUAUGUUUCGAAUGCAGUGCAAGAUUUUAGUGGGAAAAACAUCGUCAAGUCGGUUUAG